Molecule: messenger RNA, 3382 nt
Organism: Homarus americanus (American lobster)
Lineage: Eukaryota; Metazoa; Arthropoda; Malacostraca; Decapoda; Nephropidae
Product: dipeptidase 1-like
Exons: 10
Coding region: 1-1095 (364 amino acids)
Biological process (GO): proteolysis
Molecular function (GO): metallodipeptidase activity
Source: RefSeq, a predicted model, not a curated record
AUGUUGCACAACGACAUGAACGUGAGAUUCCUACACAACAAACUUCACUCCUUCAACCUGUCCAGCGACCUGACCCAGGAGAAGCCUUGGAUGAACUCUCCCUUCUCCCACACUGACCUGCCCAGGCUCAAGCGGGGGCAGGUGGCCGCCCAGUUCUGGUCGGUGUACGUACCGUGUGAGUCACAGUACCUCAACACGGUACAGCUGUUGUUGGAACAGAUCGACGUUGUGAAGAGAAUGAUCGCUGCCAGCCCCGACCACACCGUGCUGGUCACAUCCUCUGCAGAAAUCAUGGAGGAGUUCGAGCGUGGGCGUGUGGGCAGCCUGAUGGGCGUGGAGGGCGGCCAUGGGCUGGCCAGCAGCAUGGGCGUUGUAAGAUCAUUGUAUGACCUGGGCGUCCGCUACGUGACCCUCACACACAAGUGCCACACACCCUGGGCGGAGUGUUCUGAACAAGGUCUUCCGCCGCCCAACACUCGAGGCCUCACACCCUACGGUAAGGAGAUGAUCCAGGAGAUGAACCGCGUGGGGAUGCUGGUGGAUGUGUCGCACGCCUCGGCCAGGACGGCGCGGGACGUGCUGGCCACCUCCCGCGCCCCCGUCAUCUUCUCCCACUCGGCCGCCCGCGCCCUCUGUGACAUAGAGAGGAACGUGCCCGACGACAUCCUCAGCUCCCUGGCGGUGAACGGAGGCAUCGUGAUGGUGAGUUUCUACAACAACUUCCUGACGUGUGGGGAAGCGGCCUCUAUCAAUGACGUCAUCGCUCACAUCAACCAUGUCCGCAGCAUGGCGGGGGUGGACUACGUGGGGCUGGGAGCUGGCUACGACGGCAUCAACAGGACUCCCGCGGGGCUGGAGGAUGUGUCCAGGUAUCCUGAACUGUUCGCCGAGCUGCUGAAGGAUACCUCCUGGUCUCUUCAGGACCUCAAGAAGCUGGCGGGCCUCAACCUCCUGCGGGUGUUGAGGAAAGUGGAGCAGAUGCGCGAGCAGCUGGCGGGGGAGAAGCCGUCCGAGGAAAUUAUCCCCAUCCACGACAUAGACACUCGCUGGCCCUGCAGGUACAAGUUCUCCAGCCUCGACCACGCCCGCACCUGACCUUCCACGCCCACCACCACGAAUACGACCACGCCCACAACAACUAUAACUACGCCCACUACCACGACUACAACUACGACCUCAUGCUAGUCUUGAAGGAAUAAGUUAUCCAGCCUCGUCGACGCCCUCACGCCACCUUUGCGUGAGUGUACAGUAGACCGCCUCAAGUGUUACACAGGAGCUGCAGGGUCACCGUGGUGGUUCACACGAGGUUCCACUCCUGGUAGGAGGAAGGUUCACCCUGGCUGACCUAUCUUACGACUAGGUGGUCAAGAGAGAGUUGUUCUUGCCGAGCCUAUACUAUGACACAGUGCCCAGGCUAUGAUGCCACAGUUAACACAUCAAGUUUAUCUGUUCGUCUAAAACAUUCACUUAUAGAUGAUUCUUACGCUGACUCAUGUGACUGAUGGUGAGAUGUGCAUUAUUCGCUUGUAUAGUAAUAGAUUAACCAAUUAUUAGAUAAUCUACCUUCGUAUCCAACAAGAGUCAAGGUAACAGGGAAGAAGAGCAUCCACAAGGUCCAAGUUUUCUUAACAAACAUUUUCAUGAUCAACUUGAGGAGAGGCGACCAUGUGAUCUAGCCACAGGUUUUAUGGUCGCUUGUAAGGUCAAGUAACUGGCGCCGAGCUCAGCGAGGGAAACACAGGUAACUACGUGUACAGGUGAGGCCACGAGCACACUACAUCACCUGUGGCUGUAGAGUCAACUGAGCCACUGUGGUUGUGUGGUAAUAAUGAAGUUUUGAAAUUUUUUGGGAGUUAGUGUUAGUUUUGAUAGUAGUUAACAUAUAUUGCUAGUAGCAGUAGAGACAAUCAUUGUUGUAAAGGCAGUUGUAGUAAAUGUAUUGGUUACCAGUUAGGUUAGGUUAGGUUAGGUUAGGUUAGUGGUAAUAAUGCAGCGUUUAUUAUUUUUGUUUAAUAAUAUUGGUAGUAACUGGAUUAGUAAAUAAAGUAUUGACAGGAGUUUUUGCAUUAGUGGGAAUGGUGUUAGUAAGAGCAAUAGCAGUAGUAGCAGUCAUAUUAGUAGUAACGGCUAUAGUAGUAGUCGUCAAAGGGGGCCCUAUAAAGCACAGGGGGCCGACACUGCAUAUACCUGCAUUCACUUCCCAACUCACAAGUCAUCAUGAUUUAUACUGGCUCAGCUUGGGGUGCCCCGAGUCCGUAGUAGUAGUAGUAGUAAUAAUAAUAGUGGUAGAAGUAGUAGUAGUGGUAAGUUGAACACCGGUUUUUGUAGUUACAUGUACAGACGUGGAAGGAAUAAUUAAUCUUGUACUCUCUUUUUGAGUUACAAUAGACAUGAUUAUUACCACCAAUCUGUGACUAUUGUGUAUGUUCCUCCCUCACCCUGACUCCCUCACCCUAGCUCCCUCACCCUAGUUCCCUCGCCCUAACUCCCUCAUCCUAUCCUGCUUCAUAGUGCGAGGAUUUUUAAAGAUUUGUACCAAAACUUAGGAUGAGAGAACACAAUACGUAACCACCAUGUUUGACGUCCCUCUGUAAUGAUGUUAAACGAACCUCUUAGCCUUGUACUACCACCAGUCAUGUACACGUAAAAUAAACAACUCCUAAAACAAUGGCUCAUCGACAACUGAAAUAAUUGAAAAAAAUGGAACAAUAUGUGUGUUGUAAUGUCUGUCUGGCAAAAAGACUCAUUUCAGCCAUUUUUUACUUCCUUGUGAAGUUAAUGAUUCACCCGGGCCAUCUGUUGACAUAUACAAGCACUUCACUAAGCCAAACAAGAGUCAAAUGCAACUUUUCUCACACUUGCAGGAAAGCGACCAAGAAACACACACACUCGGUCAGGUUUUAGUUGCAACAGAGGGAUUACGAAUGGAUAUAAAUUGACCUAAAAACUACACUAUUAUCAGUGGAGAGUCAAUAUAUACAUAUCAAUAUAGUUGUCUUGUAAAUUUUACUAAAAAUUUUGACGUCGAGUUUCCACUAAACUCCAUGAAUUGUUCUUAAUACUCUUGUGUUGUGAUGCUAUAAUGCCACUAAUGAUCACUGUUAGUAAUGGUUAACAAUUUUCUCCUACUGUCCAUAGACUUAAUAAAUAAUAGGGUAAAUAAUGCGGGUUUUUUUUUGCAUUAAGCUGUUAGUCUGAUUAGAUGUUAGAUCAAGUGCCUUAAGGACGUGUGAGGUGACCACAUAAUGAGUGCCAAGAACAACUCAUGGGAAGGUACAGUACGUCAUUCCUACACCAACUUAUUAUUGGCAUUUGUGAGAAUCCUGUAUAAAUGAACAUAAUUAUUGUCUGUAAAUAUCGUAAUUAAAGGAAUAUUACUGUA